UAUUUUCCAAAGAGGCAUCGAACCUUCCUUAUUAGAGCUGCACUGAGAGGAGGAGCAACACUGAAGGAGGAGAGGCUUCCAGGACGUCAGCUGAAAUCAUCGUCUCCUCAGUGGAAUCUCUGCACAUCUCUGACUGUAGAAAUGUCUGCUGCCAGCUGUCUGUUGACUGAAGAUCAGUUCCUGUGCUCCAUCUGUCUGGAUGUCUUCACUGAUCCUGUCGCCUUAUCAUGUGGACACAACUUCUGUCAAAGCUGCAUCACUGAACACUGGGAUAGUAAUGUCCCAUAUCGAUGUCCCAACUGUAAAGAGGUUUUCUCCACCAGACCACAGCUGAAGGUGAAUAUUUUCAUCAAGGAGAUGGCUGCUCAGUUCAGACAGUCAGCUCAGCAGGAAUCCAGCAGCAGCAGCUCAGAAAGACAAGUUUCCAAACCAGGAGAAGUUCCCUGUGACGUCUGCACUGGAACCAAACUGAAUGCCCUGAAGUCCUGCCUGGUGUGUCUGGCUUCUUACUGUGAGACUCACCUGGAGCCUCAUCUGACCAUGUCAGGUCUGAAGAAACAUCAGCUGAUCGACCCUGUGGAGAACCUGGAAGACUGGAUGUGUGAGAAGCACGACAAACUGCUGGAGCUGUUCUGUAAGAACGACCAGAGGUGUGUCUGCGUGAUGUGCACGGUUUUAGAGCAUCAGACCCACAGUGUUGUUCCUGUGAAAGAAGAAUAUUAUAGAAAGAAGGCUGAACUGGAGAAAAGAAAGGCUGAAAUGAAUCAGAUGAUCCAGAAGAGACAACUGAAGAUUCAAGAGCUUAAACGCUCAGUGAAGCUCAGUGAUCAGAACGCAGAGAGAGAGAUUGCAGAAAGUGUUCAGGUCUUCAAUGCUCUGAUAGAGACUGUGCAGAGAAACCUCGACAAACUCAUCAAUUCAGUCAAAGAGAAGCAGGAAAAGACAAAGAACCAGGCUGAAGGCUUCAUCAGAGAGCUGGAACAGGAAAUCUCUGAUCUGGAGAAGACGAGCACUGAGGUGGAGCAGCUCUCACGCUCUGAAGACCACCUCCAACUCCUCCAGAACUUCAAGUCUCUGAACGCUGCUCCACCCACCAAGGACUGGACUGAAGUCAGAGUCCAUCCACCUUCACAUGAGGAGACUGUGAAGAGAGCUGUGAAGCAGCUGGAGGAGACCAUCAGUAUACAGAUGGAGAAGCUGAUCUGUGAGGUGGAGCUGAAGAGGAUCCAGCAGUAUGAGGUGGAUGUGACACUCGAUCCUGAUACAGCAUAUCCUAAACUCAUCCUGUCUGAUGAUGGAAAACAAGUUAAAUAUGGUGACAUGAAGAAGAAUCUCCCGGACAACCCAAAGAGAUUUGAUAAAUGCAGUUGUGUCUUGUCACAGCAGAGUUUCUCUUCAGGCAGAUUUUACUACGAGGUUCAGGUUAAAGGGAAGACUGUGUGGGAUUUAGGAGUGGCCAGAGAAUCAAUCAACAGGAAGGGACAAAUCACAACAGGUCCUCAGAGCGGUUACUGGACGAUAUGUUUGAGGAAUGGAAAUGAGUACAAAGCUUGUGCUGGCCCAUCAGUCCGUCUCUCUCUGCAGUCUGGUCCUGAGAAGGUGGGGGUGUUUGUGGAUUAUGAGGAGGGUCUGGUCUCCUUUUAUGACGUUGAUGCUGCAGCUCUGAUCUACUCCUUUACUGACUGCUCCUUCACUGAGGAACUCUACCCAUACUUUAGUCCUUGUAAUUAUGAUGGUGGUAAAAACUCUGCUCCUCUGGUCAUCUCUCCUGUUGUUUAAUCUGAGUAGAUAGACUAUUGAGACACAGCAGAGAAAUUCAUGGAAGAGAUUAACCAUUAUUUGCUUAAUUUUUCUUGUGCACUUCAAAUCAUGUUUUUGCAAAGUUAAACCUCCAGUUAAGCACCGUUGGAUUGGCUGGGGUCAACUUUGGCACGCUCACCCUUUCAGAGAUCCAUGUUCAGCUGCUCUCCACUUUGGCCUUCAAAGUUUCCAUUUGUACAUAAGAAGUAUUAAAAGUUAGCUUGAAUCUUUUUUUUUAUUGUAUAUGUAAACUAGAAUGGCCGUCUGAGGCAGCAGACCCACGCCGAAGCAGCGCCACC
This is a messenger RNA of Cheilinus undulatus (humphead wrasse), 2099 nucleotides long. RefSeq names its product zinc finger protein RFP-like. NCBI's taxonomy places the organism in Eukaryota, Metazoa, Chordata, Actinopteri, Labriformes, Labridae. The transcript is spliced from 3 exons. Gene Ontology annotation, molecular function: zinc ion binding; protein binding. The record is from RefSeq and is a predicted model, not a curated record. The coding region runs from base 142 to 1779 and encodes 545 amino acids.